This is a messenger RNA of Triticum turgidum subsp. durum (durum wheat), 771 nucleotides long. NCBI's taxonomy places the organism in Eukaryota, Viridiplantae, Streptophyta, Magnoliopsida, Poales, Poaceae. The record is from the annotation of a GenBank genome assembly.
AUGGCUCACACGUACGAAGAGUCCACGAAGAAGCAACAUUCUAUCCCAUCAUGGCUUACACCCACGAAGGGACUCCCAAGCACACCUUAUCCAAUCAAAGAGGCACCACCCUUCAAAAGUUGUAAUGACCUAAGCACUUUCCACACUUUGGUGACUGAGACAGUUCGUACAUUCCAAACGAAUUUUAAUAGGCAACAGAAGGUUGACAAGAGCUCUUCAAUAUGUUCAUGUGAUCGCCUGACAAGAUCCUUAGAAAUUUUGAUCUUUGCAAAAGUUGUACCAAGGAGUGAUGUCUUGAGGGUGAUUUGGCUCAGCGGGGCGGAGAAGGGCAAAGGAUACGCGGUGGGCUUCCUGGACAUCACGCUCCACGCAGUGUCGCGCGACCCGGAGGCGUACCCCUCGCCGUGCCUCUACACUCAGAUUGAAGCCGAAGCUGACUCUGAUGAAGAGGAUGGUGAUUUUGACUCUGAAGCAGGUGGUGACUCACAGCUACCAAAAAUCUCUGAGAUGCGUAUUAUAUUGGCAGAUGCUGCCCAACAAGAAAAUGAAGACAGUGACUUGUUCCAUGGUGGGGAUAUGACCAAUGGUGGUUGGAUUCAUGGCGAUGAAGAUGAACACAUGGUUGAUGGAAUCGACCCUGAGUUUUUUAUUCCCAACCCGAUAGGUCAAAAUGGUGGAGAUGACCUCAGUUCUUCAGUACUUGAGCUUCAAAUCAAUGACCAGCGUUUCGAGGAUGCGGAUGAAGAGGAGGCCCAUGAAAAUGGGCAUUAG